UGUUAUUCUUGUUUUCAGAUUAUAAUCUAAUUAAAAAAUGCCUGCGGGAAAGCCUGAUACAACGGUAAAACGCGAGACAUUUCGACCACCUUGGGUUAAAGAUGGUCCUGAUGGACUACCACCAAAACCCAGCAAUCUAUGGAGCAAAUCGAGGGAUGGUGAUUCACCAGGUCCCAAAAAGACGACCAACACACAAAAAACGCAGAACAACAAACCGAUUGAAAAUGGUACAAAAAAAGAACAACACACUUUCGUAAAACCACAGUUAAAGCCGGUGCCCCCAAAGGAGCCCACCAAAUUACAGUCUAAAGAAGUUAAAGUACCCAUAAAACUGAACAGCGUGGCUGAUCGGCCCAUUAACCCCCCGAUCGAACCCAAACGACGGGGGUCAUCAAAAGAUGAAUCCGACGCUAUCAUCGACAAGGCCAUGCCUGUAAAACGAAACGACCUAGUUCGCGCGGACAGCCUGAAAAAAAUGACUCCCAAGGCACCCCCAAUGCCCCCACCGGUCCCGAAAGCACCUAGGCCUCCGGAUGCACCACCUCUUACAGAAAAGAAACAACAUGUCUUGGAACACCUCAGAUCGAGACCGAAACAGAGGCCGGACUGGACCGGGCUCCUAAAGGACAUAGAAUCAGGAAGAAAGCUAAAACAUGUCGUCUGUAAUGAUAGGUCGAAGCCUCUUUUGCCAAACGCAAAGGCCAAAGAGGGCACCAAAGAAGGACACUUCGUUUACGAAACGGAAAAACAAACCGCUCACAACGACCUACUCAAAGAAAUUCAAAAAGGUGUAUCCUUAAAGAAGGUAAAAACAAAUGACAGAAGUAAACCAAUCUUGGAAGGGCUUAGAAAGUUCCGAAGGCAGAUGACAAUCGAAGAACAAAUCCAGAAAUCACAAUCCAUGGCCAGUAUACCACCAGAAGAAAUAGAACCUGAUGAAGUAGAUGAAUUAGACGACAUCGAUAAAGUUAGAGACGAUCUUCAAAGUACAAAACAGUUGCUAGCAAUAGAAUUACGAAAUAAAGAAGCCCUAGCACGAGAAAAUAAAAAACUGCAAACCAAGAUACUUCAAUUAGAAGCUGAACUUGAAAAAGAAAGGAAUAAAAAACAAACUCAAGCACCAAGCACAGUAGCCGAUGAGAAGUUGAUGAAGACGCUUAAAUCGGAGGCAGAAGAAGCUAGAAAGACUGCUGAAGAGUUAGAAAAGAAAUUCCACACUGCCGCUAAUCAACUGGACAACACGAGAUCAGAACUGGAGGAAUUACGAAGACAGAAGAUGAUGUUAGAAAAGAAAUUACAAGAUGGUAAGAGAAUGUCGGUAUGUGAAAGAAAGCCAAGCGUAAAAGAAGAAAGUUCAGAAGAAGAGGAAGAAAGCGAGAGCGAGGAUGAUGGCGAAAUGACCCCAGAAAAAGUAGAAAAGAAAGCACAGAAAGAAGUAAAACAACUAAAAAACAAACUGCUGAAGUUCAAAAACAAAGAAGACAAUGCAAAGAAAGAACGAGUUGCGCUAAAAACGCAAAUGAAAACAUUACAAGCUGCCAUGAGAGACGAAAAGAAAAAGUACAAAGGCUUGAAGAAAGAGGUUGAUAAAAUGGCAGCUCUAAUGAAAGAAACGAGUGAAGAUGAAGAUGAAGAAGAACCCGAGGAAGAAGAAGAAACGGAAACAGAAACCGAAACAGAAAGUGAAUCUGAAUCCAGCGGAUCUGAAAGUGAGUCCGAACUCAGUGUAAGCGAAGCUGAAGAUGCGCCUGUUGAGAAGAAGAAACAAAAUCUGUCGACAAGAACCAACAAGCACGAGAAUAGAUUAGCAGCCCUAAAGAAGGGCAACUACAUGCUCAAAACGAAUGUUGAAAGGCUGCAAGAUGAUAUGAAUAAGCAAAAGGACAUGACGAUGGAAUUACAACAAGAGUUAGACUCGGUCUUGGCAGAUUUAGGUUGAUUUUUUGUUGUUGUGAUCGCCGUAUUUAACUUUUUUAUACACAAUUUAAAUGGUUUGUAUUUAAUGGAACACUACGUACUUGUAUGUUCCUCGGAUAUAGUAUUAAAACUUAAGUUCUUGCGAUAAUAAAAUAUACAACAAGAAAUAUUCAUUACUGUAAACUUCUUAGUAAUAUUCUGUAACAUUAAAGGAAGCAAUUUCACAUACAAUGUAAAGAUUACCUACUUUACAAUGAUAGCAUUUUCAUAUUACCUUCUGUGUGAGAUAACAAUAAAAGAUGUGAUAUUUUA
Agrilus planipennis (emerald ash borer) is the source of this 2229-nucleotide messenger RNA. RefSeq names its product DNA ligase 1 (gene sals). Gene Ontology annotation, molecular function: actin binding. The transcript has 9 exons. Bases 38 to 1939 code for a protein of 633 amino acids. NCBI's taxonomy places the organism in Eukaryota, Metazoa, Arthropoda, Insecta, Coleoptera, Buprestidae. The record is from RefSeq and is a predicted model, not a curated record.